Molecule: messenger RNA, 876 nt
Organism: Cylicocyclus nassatus
Lineage: Eukaryota; Metazoa; Nematoda; Chromadorea; Rhabditida; Strongylidae
Source: the annotation of a GenBank genome assembly
AUGUAUUCAAGAAUUAUUAGAAAAAAUUUGCUAAAGUUGAAUGCAACAAGGAAAGUGCAAAUGAUCUCCUUGAGUAAAACUACUGCGGCUACUACCGAAGAUGACCUUGAAGACGAGAAAAAGAAAUUUUCAAAACGUAAACUGUUUGGUCCUGAUCUACCACAUGGGGUAUGCGACGUCAAGGAUGCAAAAUAUGUUGCGGAGAUGCUUUUAACUGGUGAAAGAAAGCUAGUAUUUGAUGCUUUGAGAAAGAAAAUGGCUGACCAGUAUCUUGAGCACUACCGAUUAGGACAAGCUGAAAUUCAUCCUGAUGAUCUCGCCAAAAUAUGGUAUUUGUCGCUCAGCUCCUCUUUUGUGUACGGAGUUCUCGACACAUCUUUGCUCAUAUUCGUAUCAGAAGGCAUUGAUAGGACGUUCUCCACAGUUUAUGGACUUUCCAUUAUGGCAGCUGCCGCAAUUGGCAACAUUGUGACAAAUGUUGUGCUACUGCAAGCUCAAAUUCACUUUGGGCAUGUCGCCGAACAAUUUGGGCUCAAAUUUCCUGUGUUGUCAACAGAGCAAAUGCACAACAAGGAUAUAUCAAUCGUAAAAAAUUUCGCUAAAACUCUGGGAAUGCUGCUGGGCUGUUUCUGCGGAAUGUUUCCAUUGGCCUUCAAGACUAGAUUAACGCAAGAUGAGCUUGAAAGAAAAGAAAAAGCGCAAGCUAUUCUAAGUGAGAUAGUUGAAUACCCUCUUCACGAAAUGAUGCAAACGGUAGAUAAGAAGAUAGACGAACAGAGAAAAGCUGAAGAAGAGGAAAUGUUGAAAAGCUCCCAAAAUAUGCUCGCACAAAUUGCAUCAAGUGUGAUCGAAUUUUUCACGACAAGCGCAGAGUGA